UUUUAACGCAAACGCAAACAAUGGUAUAAAAACCAGUAAGGGCUGUAGCAGCUGUCAGUGACCACAACGUCCAACAGCGCUAGCACAAGUCCUUCGUCUUGUUUCACUGAAAUCUGACCCGAAAGCCACCAAAAGCCCGACGUUAACUCUUAUGGUCUCUAAGUAAAUGGCAACAGCCAGCCUAACAAGGACUCUUUUGGGUUAUCGCCUGAUUCACUCUUCCUGCUCUCUCUCUCACAAGCCCCGACUUUUGACAUCCCUCUUCAAUAAGAGACCAUUUCACUUUCAAGCCGUGCCCACCUAUACAGCAUAUAGAACAUCACCUCGGAUUCCUUGUGUUAUGGCUUCCUCAGUGGCUGGGAGAAGAGCUCAUUUUUCAACACAAUCAUUAUCUACAAAUGAGCCUGUUGUUUCCGUUGAUUGGCUCCUUGCUAACCUCAAGGAGCCUGAUCUCAAGGUGUUGGAUGCAUCCUGGUACAUGCCAGAUGAGCAGAGGAAUCCAAUUCAAGAGUACCAGGUUGCUCAUAUUCCUGGUGCCCUUUUCUUCGACGUAGAUGGGAUAACAGACCGAACUACAAAUUUGCCUCACAUGUUGCCAUCCGAGGAUGCUUUUGCUGCUGCUGUUUCUGCUCUUGGCAUCGAGAACAAAGAUGGGUUGGUUGUUUAUGAUGGGAAGGGGCUUUUUAGUGCCGCUCGAGUCUGGUGGAUGUUCCGAGUAUUUGGGCAUGACAGAGUUUGGGUGUUAGAUGGAGGCCUGCCACGAUGGCGUGCAUCUGGAUACGAUGUUGAAUCUAGUGCUUCUAGUGAUGCUAUUGUGAAAGCUAGUGCUGCCAGUGAGGCGAUAGAGAAAGUUUAUCAGGGACAGGCGAUUGGGCCAAUUACAUUUCACACAAAAUUUCAGCCACAUCUUGUCUGGACCCUUGAGCAGGUUAAAAAGAACAUCGAGGAAAGGACUCACCAACACUUAGAUGCCCGGUCAAAGGCCAGGUUUGAUGGAUCUGCAGCAGAGCCUCGAAAGGGGAUAAGAAGUGGUCAUGUACCUGGCAGCAAGUGUAUUCCUUUUGCCCAGGUGUUGGAUGCUUCCCAGACACUCUUACCUGCAGAUGAGCUAAAGAGACGAUUUGAUCAAGAAGGCAUCUCUUUGGAAAGCCCUGUUGUAACUUCAUGUGGCACAGGAGUAACUGCAUGCGUCAUUGCAUUGGGCCUACACCGACUUGGUCGGUCUGAUGUUGCUGUCUAUGAUGGAUCUUGGACUGAAUGGGGGGCACAUUCUGAGACACCUGUUGACAGUUCCUAAAUGCCUAUGACAAUAUUGGAAGCUUACCAGAAGCAUGAGCUUCAUGAGGUCUGUCACACUCAUAUUGUGACCAAGGAGGUUGUAUCUAAAACAGUUGUUUGGGAAACCAAUGUGACACGCAAGACUGAAAUAAUUGAAUUACAUUAGUUUUUAAGUUAUUCCACUUUUCUGGUUGAUGAAUUUCAUGUCAACCAAGUGUUAUUGA
This is a messenger RNA of Corylus avellana, 1502 nucleotides long. RefSeq names its product thiosulfate/3-mercaptopyruvate sulfurtransferase 2. NCBI's taxonomy places the organism in Eukaryota, Viridiplantae, Streptophyta, Magnoliopsida, Fagales, Betulaceae. The record is from RefSeq and is a predicted model, not a curated record. Gene Ontology annotation, cellular component: mitochondrion. Gene Ontology annotation, molecular function: thiosulfate-cyanide sulfurtransferase activity.